CAUUCUGUGUUAGCAACGACAUUUUCGCCAACUUUAAGUCAAAAACAUACAUACAACACAGUUUUUUACUUAAAGUAAAUGUCGAAUAUUAUCCUUCUAUGUGUGUGUUCACAGCCGUCACCCUGUCAUCCACAUUAUAGCGGAUAGUUAUAGAGUUUUCCCAAACCAACAUCCCCCUCUCCUCCCUCUUUAAAGUGGUGCGCGCCGUCUCGCUGCCAUGUUGGAUGUACGCAUCGCCGCUGCAGCCGCUGGAGUUUCCGAUUGAAAGUUGAGCGUUUGUCCGUCUAAAGACACAGAACGGGUCUUUAUUUUUAAUUUAACAACAUAAAGAAGAGAUAAGGUCCUUUCUUAAGCAGGUGCAAGCCCGGGAAACACUCCCCGUCUUCCUUCGCCGCCGCCCUCCAGCCCGGAGUCGGACUCAGCCAGCGGAGAUGAUCCGGCUGCAGGCCACAAGGACCGGAGCCCGCAUGGAUUUUGUGUAAUUAACAGUGUUUGCUCAGCCCGACCGGGUAUUACCACAUCGUUUCGGGGUUUAAUUAGAAGAAUUUGGAGCCAUGAACAGCCACCCGCCGCCCCGCAGGGCUGCUAACGUCGGCUCCAUCCUCUUGACCCCGCAGGAGAACGAAUGCCUGUUCGGUUACCUGGGCAGGAAAUGCGCCACUCUGUGUUCGGCGGUGGUCCAGGUCUACAUGGCCGAGAGGAGCUGCAGCUGGGUGAAGAGAUGCUGUGGAGUCGCCUGUCUGGUCAAAGACAACCCACAGAGGUCCUACUUCAUCAGAGUGUUUGACAUCAAGGAAGGGAAAACCAUGUUUGAACAGGAACUGUACCACAACUUCACCAUCAGCAGCUCCAGAUCCUACUUCAUCUCGUUUGCAGGAGAUGCCUGUCAGGUCGGUCUGAACUUUGCUAGCGAGGAAGAAGCCAAACGAUUCCGAGUUGCCAUCAACGACCUGCUCAACCGACGGCAACGUAAAACCGACAAAAGAGGUGACCCUAAAAAUGGUCCGGCUCUGCCACACAUGGCCACAGUGGACAUCAAGAACCCGGAGAUCAACAAUGUCCGCUUCCACAACUCCCACAGCCACCAGCAGCAGCCGUAUCACAUCAACAACAUGCUGAGCCAUGGCGGCCUGGCCCGAAAGGACAAGAAGACCAAAGGCAAGAAGAAGAAGCUGACCAAAGCCGACAUCGGCACUCCCAGCAACUUCCAGCACAUCGGUCACGUGGGCUGGGAUCCAAACACAGGUUUUGAUCUCAACAACCUGGACCCUGAACUGAAGAACCUGUUCGACAUGUGCGGCAUCUCUGAGGCUCAGCUGAAGGACCGAGAGACGUCCAAGGUCAUCUACGACUUCAUCGAGAAGAAAGGAGGCGUGGAGGCCGUGAAGAACGAGCUGAGGAGGCAGGCUCCCCCUCCACCUCCCUCCCGUGGAGGCGCCCCUCCUCCUCCUCCCCCCCCACACAGCUCAGCUCCACCCCCUCCUCCUCCUCCCCCGUCCAGAGGGGGUCGGGGAGCCCCUCCUCCCCCUCCUCCUUCCCGAGCCCCCGCCUCAGCUCCUCCUCCCCCGCCUCCCUCCAGGCCAGGAACUCUGGGUGCUCCGCCUCCCCCGCCUCCUCCCACCAGAGGAGGAGGAGGAGGCCACCAGCCACCUCCCCCUCCCCACCAUCACCACCACCAGCCUCCCCCUCCUCCUCCUUCGUCCUCCUCACACUCCUCCGUCGCCCCCCAAGCCCCGCCUCCUCCACCUCCUCCUUUGGCCCAUCAGUCUCCACAGGGCUCCACCCCCGCCCCACCUCCUCCCCCUCCUCCUCCACCUCCCCCGCCCGGCCCCCCUCCGCCCCCGGAGAUGGACGGCGUCGGGGGAGGCGGAGACUCGCCUCAUUCGCCGAGCCCGGGCGGGAAGUCGGCGCUGCUGGAGCAGAUCAGAGGAGGAGCUCAGCUGAAGAAGGUGGAGCAGAACAACCGAGCGCCGCCUUCCAGCACCGGACGAGACGCCCUGCUGGACCAGAUCCGACAGGGAAUCCAGCUCAAGACCGUGUCGGAUCUUCCAGACUCCGGCCCUCCGACGCCGGCGCCCACCGCGGGCAUCGUCGGCGCUCUCAUGGAAGUGAUGCAGAAGAGGAGCAAAGCCAUCCAUUCCUCAGACGAAGACGAGGAUGAUGACGAAGACGAGGACUUCGAGGACGACGACGAGUGGGAUGACUAGUGAAUAUCUCUCGCCUCAUCCCCCCUUCUACCCCCACCAACCCCCCCCCCCCCACCACCACCACCGCUGACACUAAAAUAUCUUCUAAAAAUCUUCCAGAAUCUGACUAAAAUUGUAAUGUAAAUGUAUGAAUUUGCUGUAUAUUUAUUUUUGCUUUUUUUUUGUUUUUAUUAUAAUUAUUAUUAUUAUUAUUAUUACAAUUAAUCUGUGCAAUACCUCAUCCGUUAAAUCUGUAAUGAUCGUCACACACCUUCGUCGUUAAAGACCUCCCCCCCCCCCCCAUGGGAACAUCAUCAUCAUCAUCAUCAUUAGAAAAAGCACUUAACAGCAUCAUCAGCACAAUGUAGAGACGCAGCCGUCUACAUUUGUCAAUAUCAAUAAUCAAUAAUCAUAUAAAAACACUAGCUGCUCCACAGAGAGAGAGAGGGAUCGUGUACAAUGCUUCUUGGGGAGAAUAUUUUGUGUGUGUGUGUUCAUUCCUUCGUGUUUUCAUUCCUCUUGUCUGGAGAAACUGAUAAAAAAAAGGGAGACGUUAUGUUGCGACCAAACAGGCAGGAUCCUCUUUGUGUUUGAUUGGACGGUCGGUUUAAAUGCGAGAUAACACUAUUUUCUUACUGUGCUUCUUUUUCGUACCUUUCGAGUUUCCUAAUAAUAAAUCGUAGUUUUAGCCACGUUAUUUUUUCAUAAAGAAACAUCCAUUGACCAAAACGAGGACGAGGAGGAGGAGGAGGAGGAGGAGGAGGGGCCGGGGGCGCCUCACGUGAUUCUUCAACUUUUUAUUUUUUAUGUAAUUGAGGCGGUUUAUUUGCACACGGUUUCUACGAUAGUUCAUGUUUUUUUUGGGGGGUGUGUUUGUCAAAUAUAACUUUUGUUUUAUUUCGGGUAAGUUACAGCGAUGACGGACAUUUUUUAAAAAGCUAAAGGUUUUGUAAUAUUGUGACCUUUUUAAACGGAGGAUACAAACAUGACGCAAAGUUCUUUGGCUUA
Thunnus maccoyii (southern bluefin tuna) is the source of this 3194-nucleotide messenger RNA. RefSeq names its product WASP like actin nucleation promoting factor a (gene wasla). Gene Ontology annotation, cellular component: plasma membrane. Gene Ontology annotation, molecular function: actin binding; small GTPase binding. The record is from RefSeq and is a predicted model, not a curated record. The transcript has 11 exons. Gene Ontology annotation, biological process: regulation of Rho protein signal transduction; actin filament organization. Lineage: Eukaryota; Metazoa; Chordata; Actinopteri; Scombriformes; Scombridae. Bases 555 to 2207 code for a protein of 550 amino acids.